Molecule: messenger RNA, 902 nt
Organism: Laetiporus sulphureus 93-53
Lineage: Eukaryota; Fungi; Basidiomycota; Agaricomycetes; Polyporales; Laetiporaceae
Exons: 5
Coding region: 159-698 (179 amino acids)
Source: RefSeq, a predicted model, not a curated record
CGGCAGCGAUCAAGCCGCCUAAUGACUAUUGGCUCAACUCAAAGUGCAGAAUAGUGAAAGUAAAUCUCGACUAUCGAUCUGUCUCUCACAUCGAGGGGGUGGCUUCGCAGCACUUCAACCUCUGACUGCCAAAGGAGCAACACGCACAUCAUCUAGUCAUGGCCACCGGGAUCUCACGAGCAAAGGUCAGGAAGAUCCCCUGUGCCAUUCGGCCACCAUGCAUUGCAGAGUGCUGGAAUUCCAAAGCGCAAUUUGUAUACUGCGAAUUGACAGGCUUACAUAUGCAUCGUCCGCUUCGGAGGAACUAUGCGUUGCCACAACGCGAUGCCGUGAAAUUUCCAUCAGAAGUUCGGGGUCUGUAUGUUGAUAGUGACAAGAAGCAUGGCCUGAAAUUUUUAUUUAAACCUUCGCUGCUCAGCCGAAUGAUUGUUGCUCAAGGUCCCGGGUCAUUCGGUCCGCCCCGCAUUUUCCCACGUUUCUCCUCAUUUUGCGUACACAUGGUCGCGUCAACGUCAAGGCUCGGUGCUCAUAAUUGGCUUUUACUCGGCACUAGCUCGAUGAAUUGGCCAGAUGACCGUCUUCUAUCUCUAUCUUUGAACAACCGAUCUGGCGGGUCUAGACUUUGCACGGAGUCUCCACUGUCCCUGACACUCCUUUUAUGCGGAGUAACUUUUCACAUCAGUUUCCUCCGUGUUUAGCUGCAGCUUCGCAUUCUUCAUCGAUCUUGACGAAGUCACAUUUAUCCUCCGGUUUAUAGUGGUGCCUGCGUUGGAGAUGCAUCAGCCUCCAAUAAGGUAGAGCCCUUUACCCCGGUAUCUCUAUUACGCGCAGCAGGAUCUGUUACGACAGGUCACGUCCCCCACUAUCCAGGCGACUCUUGACCUAAUCGUAGCCUCGUGGUG